CCGUCGUCGUCCGGCUGCGAGGCAUGCCUCCAUGCCCGUUUCCAUGUAUACACCUGCGUAUAGAGUCAUGAGCUUCAACCCUCCCAACCAGCUAUGGAGUUCCCAGUUUGGCGUUCGCUUUGGGGCGCUGGCAUCGCCGCAAGACGCGAGUAAUACUACUGCUACUGCAACUACUGCUGCAACUACUGCUACAACUAUAUCCCCUCAUUCUUCCUUUUCUGUCCAAAGCGACGAGAGCUGGUCCCAGACCUCUGUAAGCUCGACGCAAACAGGCGUAUUCUCGGCCGGGGCUGUUGAAGACCCACUGCCGCCAGCGUCAUAUUCAAACGAUGUCGCUGCCUUUGAUGCUGCUCGACGGCCGAUUUCUCUGCCGGGUUUAAACGUCGCGGCCGAUACAGUCAACAGCGUCGCCACCACAUCCAGCAGUAGCACCGACACAAACAAGGCCGUCGAGCCGCCAUUUACACCACUAGAGUUCAACAUCUCCAGAGAGCAGUUUCUCGCCGCUCGUGCUGCCGCCCCUGGCACUCCAGAGUCCCACUGGUCAUAUGCCAUGUACCAUCGAAAUGGUGAAAACGGGGCCGUUGACAAUGUCAAGGUCCAUUAUUGUGAAAGUAAAGCCACCAUGGAGCGCGUGUGCACAGAGUAUUUCCUAGACCAAGAUGUCAUUGGCCUGGAUCUAGAGUGGAUGGCAUACGCCAGGACGGCGGAUGGGCCGCGGCGCAACGUCUCUCUCAUCCAGAUCGCGAGCCCGAGUCGCAUUGCCCUGUUUCACAUAGCAGUGUUCAAGUACGGCGCAGACCUUGUACCGCCGUCAUUUCGCAAAAUCAUGGAGAAUCCCAAAGUGAGCAAAGUCGGCGUCAACAUCGGGCCAGACUGCACGCGUCUCAGGAACCACCUCGGCGUCAAUGUCCAAGGCAUCUUUGAAUUGAGCCAUCUCUACAGGAUCGUCAAGCAUUUCCCGCACGAGCGCCGCUUGAUCCACAAGACCCUGGUGUCGUUGGCUACUCAGGUCCAAGACCAAUUACUACUUCCUUUAUACAAGGGAGAGGUACGGACUGGCAAUUGGAUGAGGCGGCUUAAUCCACAGCAGAUUGACUAUGCCGCAUCCGACGCCUAUGCCGGUCUCCAGCUUUACUAUGUACUUGAAGAGAAGCGAAAGAUGCUCGUUCCUUGUCCUCCGAGACCACAUCAUGCAGAGCUACGGCUGCCUAUUUCUCUUCCUGAUACCCCAGAAGAAGCCAAGAAGAAAGACGAUGAAGAUGCUGCUCUAAUAGCAGACCCUUGUAAAACGAAUGUCAUCUCUAAACCGAAGUAUCCCAAACCUAGAGUUCGCAAACCUAAAGUCUCAUCAACAGAGGUUACAACAACAGAAAUUGCAACAACAGAAGUUACAUCAACAGAAGUUACAUCAACAGGAGCUCCCGCAACAAAAGCCCCUACACCAUCCAGAGCAAGAUCAAGACGCUCAUUGCCCAAACCCAUCCCCGUCGACACUAGAGAUGCGCGGGUCAUUGCGGCCGAGGCGCAAAUGAAGGAAUAUCGCGCGGCGAAAACGACCGAGCUCAAAACGGCCGUGCCGUGCCUCCGGGCGUACUACAUGUGGCAUCGAAACGAGGACCUCUGUCCUGGCGAUAUCGCAGCGCUCCUGCGCGAUCCGCCGCUUCUGACCAGCACUGUUGCGCAUUAUGUUCUUGACGCUAUAAAGGCCGAGAAUCUGCCUUAUCCCGUACUUAGAUUACACAAAGAGGUGAUUCCUCAUGUUGACUUGAGCAGGUCAUAUUGGUCCAAGCAUACUUCAUUGGUCCAAGAAUGUACAAAACUAGCAGACCAGAUGAAGGCGGAUAUGGAGAAAGCAAAUGAGACACACGAAUGAAGAACACUUGACAAACAACUGUUACUUUUAGAAUAAUUAUGAUAGUCCUGGUAUAUUCAAGCCUGAAAUGAAAUUAAACAAACAAAGUCUAUAACGCCAGCAAUCCUGUACCCCUGUUGAUCUGCACCUUUUUGUCUUCUCCUCCGCUCACGAUUCCCCAUGUCUUGUCCCACACCACGCUCAACACCUUGGCGCCAUCGCCAGCAGGAGGUAGCUUCUUGCCCUUCAGCCACUCUCGGCCGAUAGUAUAGACGGGCUCGCUGACGUUGCCGUUGCCCUCGUCAGACGAUGCGGUCCGAGUACUGCGCAGAUCCCAAACGCGACACGUGCUGUCGUGCGAGCCAGAGACCAGCGAGUAGUCAUUCUCCGGGCAGGGCGCCACGGAGACAACCAUGUUGACGUGGCCUCGGAGAGUCAUGGCGGCGGUUGCGGCAGCCGACUCUCUGGGGUCGAGCAGGGUGAUGUGUCGCGCCGAGGAACCAGCCGCUACCAGGUUUGCGCCAGGGAGUGCUGCUGCGCAGAGGAUAGGGUGCAUGGUAGUGAGGCGGGACACCUCUUGUUGUGUUGUGAGAUCGAUCGUCUUGACUGUGUGGUCCAAAGAAGCCGAAUAAGCGACGGUCGAAUCCUUGGGAUGGAAAAUAGCAGCAGUAACCGAUUCGUCGUGCAGAGGAAUCAUUGCCAAAGGUCCACGCUGAGCAGUAGAACCAGCGUUGGACAGCUUAGCUCGCUUGGUGCUGUGAGCGGAGGGAAGAGUCUCGGGAUCAGCCUGAGGAGCUGUCCUCUUGGAAGCGGACCACAAGCCAACACGACCGUCUGAAGACGCUGUGAGAAUACGUCGGGUGGAACCGUUGACAUCGAUGCUGUUGAUGUUCUUCUCAUGCCCCCAAAGUUCCAUGUUGGGCUUGAGAGAGCCAGAGAAACCAUCGGUUGCCUCUUUGUAGUCCCAGACCAUGACCUUUCUAUCCAGGCCAGCCGACGCCAGCUGAGUCGACGACAGCCAUCGCACAGCGUUGAUGCGUUGAGUGUGUCCUUCGCCUUUGCCACCAGCAGAGACGGCAAUCGCGUCUCCAGAGGGGUUCCAGAUUCUCACUAGGCCAUCAUAAGAAGCGCUAGCAACUCGCUCGUUCACGGCGGCAUCUCCAGCAAGCAGUCCAGCAGCAGAAGUCGAUGACAGGACAUCAACUCCGCUGACCCAGUCGUCGUGCUCGAAGCUAGCCUCGUAAACGGGUGGGAGGAGACUGCGAACAUAUUGGAGGGUCAAUGUUGUCUCUUGAGAAAGGCCAUUUGAUUUGAGGUAUUCUUCGAUGCUCGUCUUGAGGAAUGUGCCGUUUGCGAGGAAAUCGAGAGGGACUGCGGAUGAAGUAUCCAGCAUCGACUCGGAAUUCAGAAUGCGGGAGAGGCCAUAGCGCUUG
Trichoderma atroviride IMI 206040 is the source of this 3288-nucleotide messenger RNA. RefSeq lists its product as uncharacterized. Lineage: Eukaryota; Fungi; Ascomycota; Sordariomycetes; Hypocreales; Hypocreaceae. The record is from RefSeq and is a predicted model, not a curated record. Gene Ontology annotation, molecular function: 3'-5' exonuclease activity; nucleic acid binding. Gene Ontology annotation, cellular component: nucleus; cytoplasm. Gene Ontology annotation, biological process: nucleobase-containing compound metabolic process.